AUGCAGGGAGAGAACGACGAUAAACAGCAACAGAUCCAUCCCCACGCUGGCUUGGAGGACCAGGUUCAGGAUAAGAUGAGUGGCUUAGAGGAUCUACGGUGUGAGGAGCAGGAUCUGCAGACGUCUCUCCGUGAGGGUGAACAGGUGGAAAUUGACGGUGAUUAUCUCAAUAACAUCCAGAUCUACAUUCGUAAGCAGCUUCCUCCUCUAUCUGUCACCGGCGUGGAUGCAAAUGUCAGAGCUCAGAUAAUAGAUGAGAUGAUACGCUCCACUAUUAGUGGUUUUGUUCCUCCACUGGCUGUUCACCUCGCCGUACAACUUCUGGAUCAGUAUUUCGCAUCUAAUUCACAGGCGGUGAAAGCGUUAAACCCUCACACGGUGGCAUCUUCUGCUCUCUCUAUAGCAAUGAAACGUGGUUUAAACCCUACUGAUCUCGUCGGCGGUGCUCAAAACCGGAAUGAGUUUGAAAUACUGAACCAUAUCGGCUAUGGACUAAACGCACCAACUAGAAAGAUGUUGGUAGAUGCUGUCAUCGAUUCAACAGAGCCACAUCCUCUCACUCUGGUUUGUCUCUGGAACUAUUUCACCGAUCUUUCACUCCUCGAGAAAGACUGCUCCAAUUUCAAAAUCUCGGAUUUAACAGCAGCCAUCAUCUUUAUCGGACUAUUCCUCUUCCAGUCUUAUCAAUCUCCUCAGCUCGAACUUCCUUGGGAGUGGGACACGCAGCGACUUAGAGAGGCAGUCACUAUUCUCCACCAGCUGCAUCUAGGAAGUCGUCUACCCACCUGCCGGUCUGUGAAGACUAAAUUCUCUCCAUCAUCGCGUUGCAGCGUUGCAACCCUGACAUGCCCCUUGGUGAUCCCUGACAGCUACUUCUGCUGA
This is a messenger RNA of Microthlaspi erraticum, 882 nucleotides long. The record is from the annotation of a GenBank genome assembly. Lineage: Eukaryota; Viridiplantae; Streptophyta; Magnoliopsida; Brassicales; Brassicaceae.